UGCUUGCUCACGCGGUGGGAACUUUGUUAUUUUUAUGCAGCUGCGCAACAUCAGCCAUGGUAGGAGGCUGGAUGAAACAAGAUCCUCACAAUAACAUCGGUUACCUUCACCUUGCUCACUAUGCCGUCUCCACUGCAAACACGAGGUCUGAAGAACUACAACACAGUCGUGCGCCUACUUGAAGUCAUGACUCAGGUUGUAGCAGGUGUAAACUACAACCUGACAUUCACCACCGCUCCAUCACACUGCGUGAUUGGAAAAGUUCGAUAUAUGCCCCAUGUCUGUAUGCCAGCUGAACAGGAAAAUGCGCUGUGCUCUGCGAUCAUCUAUGUCAUUCCCUGGAUGCAUUCUGCCAGCGUGACUAAGUACACGUGUUCCACUAUUAAACAUAGGGACUUCUCUAAUCAGCAAGUACAAGUGUCUAUGGGUACGCAUAAAGCGCGGGCUUCAACCAUAAUAUAAUUAAAGUGACUUCCGACCAAACA
Dermacentor silvarum is the source of this 485-nucleotide messenger RNA. RefSeq names its product cystatin-1-like. The record is from RefSeq and is a predicted model, not a curated record. NCBI's taxonomy places the organism in Eukaryota, Metazoa, Arthropoda, Arachnida, Ixodida, Ixodidae. The coding region runs from base 121 to 462 and encodes 113 amino acids. The transcript is spliced from 3 exons. Gene Ontology annotation, molecular function: cysteine-type endopeptidase inhibitor activity.